CGAUUCGUUAGAAAAUUCAACUUCAUCGAUCGAAAACCCUAGCUUCCUUCUCAGUCCUCUCUUUCCUAUGGAUCUCUUCAAAUCAGUUCUCUCCGAAUACGAUCAUCAACAACGACCCGAUUCACCUGAUUCCACUCCUCUCGACGAUCCCACAACUUCUUCUUCUUCUUCAUGGAGCUUCGGAAGUCUGAUCAAAACCCUGACAACCAAAUCCGAAUCCGUAAUCGGAUCCUACCGUCAUGAUUUCCAGGAAUUCGGAUCCGAAUUAAAGAAAGAAACCUCCGUGAUCCGACGAGUAGCUUCUCGUGCCGUCAAGGACUUACCUGACUCUCUCGAAAUUGGCGCCUCCGUCGCUCAAGAGUCUCUCGAAUCGGUUGGUCAAGCGAUCGACGAUAUCGGCGCCACAGUUUGGAAAUCAACGGCUAAGAUCAUUUCUCAUGGUAAGGAAUCUCUGUUAUCUUCUUCACCGGAAGAUUCCGAUAAUCGUAGAAAUCAUCAUCAGGGCUUUUCUGUGAAACCGUAUAGUCGAUUCGAGAUGCAAUUGCUUGCGAUUCAAUCUGAUAAAGGGACGUAUGUUAGAGAACCAGAUGAUUUUGAGGAUUUUGAGAAUUGGAUUUUAGAGUUUAAGUUAGAGGCGAAAGAGGGUAAGAUUGUUGAUUUAAUCAAUGAAAACAAAGCUGUGAAAGAGAUUUAUGAGGAGAUUGUUCCUGUGGAAGUUGAUGCUGAAACUUUCUGGAGGAGGUAUUACUAUAAGUUGCAUAAACUUGAGCAAGUAGAAGAGGCUAGAGUUAAGCUUGUGAAGAGAGCUAUCUCUGGAGAAGAGGAGGAGGAUUUGAGCUGGGAUCUCAAUGAUGAAAGCGAUGAAACCUGUGGCGAGUCUUUACUGAUUCCGGUCUCAGAAGGAAAAUGUUCAGACACUGAGACUAGAGGUUCAGUGGAGGAAGAGAAGUUUGAGAGCAGAGAAGUGUCGUCUAAGGACAGCGAUAUCUCGAUGAUUUCGACACAGCCGUCGUUACCUGAGGUUGAAGAUCUUGGGUGGGAUCAGAUGGAAGAAGAUAUCAGAUGUAAUGAGGAUAAGAGUUUGGAAGCUGUUCAAGGGUCUGAGGAGAAAACUGAUUGGCGAAGACGGGUAAGUGUAGCAGAGGAAGAAGAGGAUUUAACUUGGGAUAUUGAAGAUGAAGAUGAUGAGGACUCUGUUAAACAAUAAACAAGAGUAGUAGUUGUGUUAUAGUAAAGGUAAGAUUUGGAGUCAAAGUGUGAUCAUAAGUCUGUAAGUUAUCAAUGCUGAAGACAAUGAGUCUGCUAAAACUCGAAUCUUCUGUGUUCGUCAAACAAGCAGAAACGGGCUGCUACAUAUCUAUCUGUCUUGUUCAGUGACGGGUAAAAGAGUGAAUACGAUUCUUCCUGAACGUGCAUACUCACAAUAAUUUGUAUAAUACUCUUGAUCCAGUGAAUAUAAACGAAUUUGUACAAUACUUUAAAUAUGUCACAACUCAAAGAACAAAACAGUUGUUCAAGGAACAAGUUAGCAUUCAUUAAGUGAAUCUUCUUUGAAUAUAAUGCGACAUUAUAAUAUCAGUAAUUUGUUUUUGUUA
This is a messenger RNA of Eutrema salsugineum, 1595 nucleotides long. RefSeq names its product BSD domain-containing protein 1. The transcript has a single exon. Gene Ontology annotation, cellular component: cytoplasm. The record is from RefSeq and is a predicted model, not a curated record. Lineage: Eukaryota; Viridiplantae; Streptophyta; Magnoliopsida; Brassicales; Brassicaceae. Bases 68 to 1207 code for a protein of 379 amino acids.